AUGUUAUAUUGUUUUCUAACACUUUUGUCUGUUGCCACAGUAUGUGGAAACUUCCUUGUAAUAAUUUCUGUGUUUUACUUCAAACAGCUCCACACUCCUACUAACUUCCUUAUUCUGUCUCUGGCUGUGGCUGACCUGCUUGUGGGGAUCAUAGUAUUUCCUUUAAGCAUGGUAUUCUCAUUUAGCUCAUGUAUGUACCACGGAGAUUUAUUCUACAGAUAUUGUGCAGUUUGUCAGCCAUUAACAUAUAAAUCUAAAAUCAGUCUUCAUGUUGUUGUCUUUAUGAUUACUGUGAACUGGGGUGCUUCUGCGAUUAUUGGAAUUGGUAGAACAGUACCAAAACCUGAACAAAAAUGUCAAGAAAAUUGUUUUAUUGAUGUUCUGAUGACAAACACAAUUGGGCCCAUUUUAUCCUUUUACCUUCCACUUGUCAUAUUGUUGUGUGUUUACCUGAAGAUUUUCCUUGUUGCACAAAGACAGGCACGAAUCAUCCAAACUAGGAUGAAAUGUGGAGCGAGUGUCAGUAAGAUGGAGAGCAAGGCCACUAAAACUCUGGCUAUUGUUUUGGGAGUUUUUAUUUUUUGUUGGAGUCCUGGUUUUCUUUGUGUCACGUUUUUGCCUAUAACCAACUAUUCAAUACCAGUUCCUGUGAUUGAAGCUCUUAUUUGCCUUGCACUGACCAACUCAACAUUAAAUCCAUUAAUUUAUGCUUUCUUUUACAGCUGGUUCAGAUCAGCCUUCAGAAUUAUUAUGUCCGGUAAAAUAUUACUUGAGCCCUGA
Molecule: messenger RNA, 780 nt
Organism: Nematolebias whitei (Rio pearlfish)
Lineage: Eukaryota; Metazoa; Chordata; Actinopteri; Cyprinodontiformes; Rivulidae
Product: trace amine-associated receptor 1-like
Exons: 3
Coding region: 1-780 (259 amino acids)
Biological process (GO): G protein-coupled receptor signaling pathway
Cellular component (GO): membrane
Molecular function (GO): trace-amine receptor activity
Source: RefSeq, a predicted model, not a curated record